Molecule: messenger RNA, 1536 nt
Organism: Lithohypha guttulata
Lineage: Eukaryota; Fungi; Ascomycota; Eurotiomycetes; Chaetothyriales; Trichomeriaceae
Exons: 5
Coding region: 1-1536 (511 amino acids)
Molecular function (GO): RNA binding
Source: RefSeq, a predicted model, not a curated record
AUGGCAUCUGUUGUUGGCAGAACCAACAAGCCAGCAGCAGACGUCGAGGCCAGCGACAUAUAUGGCAAGCAAGGCCCAAUCAAGCUAAAAAUAGCCACUGGGGGAGCAGGCCAAACUGGAGUUCUUAAAGCGUUGGCAGAAGCCUUUGUUGAAUUCAUCACCACAGCUUCCUCAGAGAAUCCUCACCCACGGCCUCCUUUUCGCGUCGCCUGGCUCGCGACAGACACCUCCCUGUCUUUCAAUGCCUUGGCGUCCAGAUUGGCAGAUAUAGCGAUUGUCUAUCACCCCUACGCAGCUCAAAUUGCCAUCAGUCAGAAAGUGGCUUGUUCUCCUGCGGUUCGACUGUGGAAGGACGCCUUCAAUUUAAUUGGACCUGUAUCCAAUCCAGCUGGAUUGCCGAGCGACAACGAAACUAGCAUAUACGAGCUCUUCUCAUCAAUUUUUCAAGCAGCUGCUCACGAAGGGUCUAAGGUCAGCUUUCUCAGUCGAUAUGACAAGUCGGCGAACAACAUCCUCGAAAGUCGAAUUUGGAGUACAAUUGGGCAGACCCCAUGGGCCGAACCAGCAACAUUAUCAGAAUGGUAUACCAAGCACAUCGCGUUUCCAGCUGAGGCGCUCAAAGAGGCAUGCAAGAUAGGAGCAUACACUCUCGUGGACCGAGGCACAUGGUUGCAAAUGUGCAAUGACAAUGAGUGUGUAGGGAUGAUGUGCUUCAAGGAAGGAAGCAUUACAUGGGACGAAGAUCAAAAGAGUCAUGAUGUGACGCUGUCCAGAGCGUACCAGCUCGAUGGAGAUGGUCUUCGAAACCCUGCUUGUGCAUUGGUCAGUCCAGAAGCUACAGACAAGGCACUGGCUGAAGCAUUUGUGAACUGGGUGGCCUGGGACGACGGCGGACAGGACGUGCUGUGCAGUUUUCGUGAAGACAUCGCUGCGAUGAAGCGUCGCGUGGCUGAAAUGGAAUCAGAAGCAGCUCGACUACGAGAAAUGCAAUCACAAUUCGACGGCCAGAACCCAGAAGAGCGAGGAGGCGAAGGCAGCAGGUCACGGGAAGACCGUGAAGAUGUCGACGCUCGCUCCGUCUUCGUAGGCAACGUCGACUACAGCGCAACCCCAGAAGAGAUUCAGGCACACUUCAACAACGGCGCCGGCUCCAUCAAUCGAGUAACAAUCCUCCUGGACAAAUUCACGGGUCAUCCAAAGGGGUAUGCUUAUGUGGAGUUCUCAGAUCCUAGCUACGUGGCUCAGGCUCUGGUAUUGAACGAAAGUGAAUUCAAGGGGCGGAACAUCAAGGUGGUACCCAAAAGAACGAACCUACCGGGCAUGACCCGAGGCCGAGGAGGAGGACGAGGCGGCGGCGGACCACCAAUGCGAGGAGGAAGAGGAGGGUUUGGCAGAGGAGGUGGUCCAGGUGGUAGCGGUGCAAGCUAUGGUGGUGGCUAUGGAGGCGGAGGUGGUUAUGGUGCUCCAAGAGGCGGUGGUGGUUUCAGAGGAGGAUUUAGAGGUGGUCGUGGUAGCAGAGGCUACGCACCUUAUUGA